Messenger RNA from Malaya genurostris, 768 nucleotides. Its product is annotated as 60S ribosome subunit biogenesis protein NIP7 homolog. Bases 146 to 688 code for a protein of 180 amino acids. Gene Ontology annotation, biological process: ribosomal large subunit biogenesis; ribosome assembly. Lineage: Eukaryota; Metazoa; Arthropoda; Insecta; Diptera; Culicidae. Gene Ontology annotation, molecular function: RNA binding. Gene Ontology annotation, cellular component: nucleus; nucleolus; preribosome, large subunit precursor. The transcript has 2 exons. The record is from RefSeq and is a predicted model, not a curated record.
UACAGCUGUCAAAUGUGCGGCAAAAAAAGAAUAACGAGAACAACGUGCACAGUUGUUUAAUAAUAUUAUUGUCGCAUGCUGGAAUAACGUGGUAUAAUAAUUUCUAAUCAAAUUCUUGGUUCAAAUAUAGGAGCAAUUGUAAAGAAUGAGACGUUUAUCGGAGGAGAAAACGAAGAUUCUUUUCGAAAAACUAUCGAAAUACAUUGGUUCGAAUGUAAAACUUCUGAUUGACCGUGCUGAUGGAACGUACUGCUUCCGGGAGAUGAAUUCACGGGUGUACUACAUGUCGGAAAAAAUACUAAAACUGGCGGAAUGUCUGAAACAGAAUGAACUGAUCUCGGUGGGGACGUGCUUCGGGAAGUUCACAAAGGGUAACAAAUUUAUUCUGCACAUCACGGCGUUAAAUUUCCUCGCACCGUACGCCCAGUACAAGAUUUGGGUUAAGCCGUCGGCAGAACAGCAGUUCCUGUACGGUAAUCACAUUACGAAGUCCGGGCUCGGGCGAAUCACAGAGAACACACCCAUGUACCAGGGGGUAAUCGUAAUGUCCAUGAACGACACACCGCUCGGGUUCGGUGUGGCAGCAAAAUCGACAGCUGAUUGUAAGCUCGCGGACCCGCUGGUGACGGUUUGCUUCCAUCAAGCGGAUGUCGGGGAGUACAUUCGAUCGGAGGAUACUUUAAUAUAGUUGUUGGUAAAUGAUUCUAAUUGUAAGAACACUAUUCUUUUUGUAAUUACAGAUAAUGUAUAAUAAGCGCUUUUCCACUA